This is a messenger RNA of Drosophila obscura, 917 nucleotides long. RefSeq lists its product as uncharacterized. Lineage: Eukaryota; Metazoa; Arthropoda; Insecta; Diptera; Drosophilidae. Bases 225 to 704 code for a protein of 159 amino acids. The record is from RefSeq and is a predicted model, not a curated record. The transcript is spliced from 2 exons.
ACAGCUGCCAGCUAAAUGAAAAAAACAAAGCGCAGUUCCGUCCUCUUUGUCCCCUAUGUGCUCGUCGGCUGUCAGAAACAGGAGCUGGAGUUUCAGAAGGAGCAGAAGCCAAGGCAGCAGCUUCGCCUUUUGUCGCCGCAUCGUCGCCAAAGCAAGUCGAAAACAUCUUAAGCACAUUUUUAAUUAAUUUAAAUGCGUUAAGUUGCUUGUCACUUCAUUUGGUGAUGCCCCCAGCCUCACUCCCACUCCCAGUCGCAGUCCACAACCCAAUGCCAGACGACAUCCCAAGAACCUGCCGAGUACUUGUGCCGCUCAAGCCCACGUUUCGACACUUAUCCCAAGGGUCAGGGUCGCGGAAAAAAACCCCAAGUGCCCAGCCUCAACCUGAGGACAGCCCCAAAUCCCGUUCGAUGAGGUUGAUGCUGAUGAGGUUUUUGGUAUGCAGUCUUCCAUACGAUAGCACGGACAAGAGAAGAAGGAUGACAAUAACAGCCCCGACAACAAAGGGCAGGAAGAGGUAUAGUCAUGGCAAUGGCAUCGUUGAUAACACAGCAAUGGCGAAGGACAAUGACUGUGAAAACAGUCGGAAUAGCGCCAUUUUAAUUUAUGUAGGAUACAUGCAUACAUAUGUGCAUUUGGAUGUAUUGGAUGUAUGGAUGUGCCGCCAAUGUAUCCAGGAUAUAUGCAUGCAUCUCUGGUCAUAAGUCUUUGAAGCAAGCAAACAACAGAUGGAAGAAGAGGCCCGAACGGUGCGAGAGAUGUAUAUGUAUCCCAGAAUGAAAAACAGCAAUCAAGGGAACACUAAGAAGGAAAUAUGGCUGGCUGGUAGAGAGGCCUUCUAGAAAGCAAGAUCUUACGGAAACAACAAGUAUCCCUUCUAUAUAAAUAUUAAAGACAAUUCGGAUGGAAAAAAAAAA